Messenger RNA from Pseudophryne corroboree (corroboree frog), 2637 nucleotides. RefSeq names its product electrogenic sodium bicarbonate cotransporter 1-like. Lineage: Eukaryota; Metazoa; Chordata; Amphibia; Anura; Myobatrachidae. Gene Ontology annotation, cellular component: basolateral plasma membrane; plasma membrane. Gene Ontology annotation, biological process: transmembrane transport; bicarbonate transport; regulation of intracellular pH. The record is from RefSeq and is a predicted model, not a curated record. The coding region runs from base 1 to 2418 and encodes 805 amino acids. Gene Ontology annotation, molecular function: sodium:bicarbonate symporter activity; solute:inorganic anion antiporter activity; monoatomic anion transmembrane transporter activity. The transcript is spliced from 20 exons.
AUGCAAAUCUUAGAUAAGCCUGAUGAGGCGGCCAAAUCGGAACAUGAAGGCAAAAAAAACCCUCAACAAAGUGCAUUGAUUCAACUGUCUGAAAAGCCUUCACGUGAACAGCUGAAUAACACAUUUAGAAAAAAGGUCCCUGAUGGAACAGAAGCAGCAAAUGUUCUUGUUGGUGAGGUGGACUUUUUGGAUCAGCCGUUUGCAGCCUUUAUCAGGUUAAGGGAAGCAGCUGUGCUUGGCUCUUUGACAGAAGUUGCUCUUACCAGCAGAUUUAUUUUUAUUCUCCUGGGGCCAAGAAACCAGACAAAGAUCUAUCAUGAGAUUGGGAGAGCCAUUGCCACUUUACUCACUGACGAGUUGUUCCGGAAAGUUGCAUACAAAGCUAUGAACAAAGAUGAACUGAAGGCAGGAAUAGACGAUUUUUUAGAUGAAGUUGCUGUUUUACCACCUGGCAAAUGGGAUCCUACUGUGCGCAUCCAGCCGCCCAAAUUUCUGCCAUCGGCCCAAAGAAGAAGGUUAAUGUUACAACGAGAAUCAAAAAGUCACUGCAAUACAAAAGCACACGAAGCACAUGAAGAGGAGAGAUUAGCACAUGGACAUCCUCACGUUAGCGAAGAACUACUAAAAACAAAAAAGUGUUUUGGUGGACUCGUGAAGGAUGUGAGAAGAAAGGCACCAUGGUAUUGGAGUGAUUUUUAUGACGCCCUCAAUAUACAAUGUUUCUCAGCAAUUUUGUACAUCUACAUGGCAACUGCAACAAAUGCUAUCACUUUUGGCGGUAUGCUGGGAGAUGCUACUGACAAUAUGAUGGGAGUUCUUGAAAACUUUAUUGGCACUGGAAUUUGCGGUGGAUUAUUUUGUCUAUUUUCUGGACAGCCACUUACUAUACUAAGCAGUACAGGACCAGUCCUGGUCUUUGAGAAACUUUUGUAUACUUUUAGCAAAGACUACGGUUUAGAAUAUUUGGAAUUUCGACUUUGGGUUGGACUUUGGAUAGUAUUUUUUUGUCUAAUUUUGGUGGCCACUAAUGCUGCUUACUUGGUGCAGUAUUUUACUCGUUUCACAGAAGAGAGCUUUUGUGCACUAAUAAGCUGUAUUUUUAUUUAUGAUGCUUUAAAGAAGAUGCUAAAUCUGGCUGAUCAAUUCCCAGUUAAUUGGAGAUACAGCAUAAAUAAUGUAACACUGUACAACUGUAAAUGCGUUUUGCUUGGCAACGGGAAUGAGUCUUCAAGCAAUUUAUCAUCCUAUGAUUCUUAUUAUCAUCUGAAUCCACAAGAGUAUUUCAAUUGGACACAAAAUCAGUGCAUGGAACUGGGGGGACAUCUACAGGGAAACGACUGCAACUAUGUGCCUGAUAUUUUCCUUAUGUCCGUAAUACUCUUUUUCGGUACAUUUGUCUCUACAAUGUUGCUAAAAGGCUUCCAGACCAGCAGAUAUUUAUCUGCAUCAAUAAGAAGGUUGACUGGUGAUUUUUCAGUGAUAAUGACAAUCAUUGUUUUCUGUGCUUUGGAUGUGAUCUGUGGACUUCAAACUCCCAAACUCAUAGUUCCAAAUGAAUUCAAGCCAACAAACCCGAACAGAGGUUGGUUUGUGUUUCCGUUUGGAGGAAAUCCAUGGUGGGUGUGUCUGCUUUCUGCUGUUCCAGCACUUUUGAUUACAAUCCUUUUAUUCAUGGACCAACAAAUAACUGCUGUCAUUCUUAACCGCAAAGAGUACAAGUUGAAGAAAGGUGCAGGACUUCAUUUGGAUUUUUUCUGCAUAACAUUAUUAAUCAUUGUGAUGUCAUUUAUGGGUCUACCUUGGUAUGUCUCUGCCACAGUCAUUUCACUUGCACAUAUGAACAGCCUAAAAAUGGAAACUACUGUGUCUGCUCCAGGAGAACAGCCAAAAUUUUUGGGCAUCAGGGAGCAAAGAGUAACUGGCCUAGCAGUUUUCAUCCUGACUGGAGCGUCUGUGUUUCUAUCACCAGUUCUUAAGUAUAUUCCCAUGCCUGUGUUAUAUGGAAUCUUUCUUCAAAUGGGAGUGGCUGCUUUAGGAAGCAUUCAGUUCUUGGAACGGCUGAAGUUACUCUUCAUUCCGCCUAAGCACCAGCCUGACCUAAUAUAUCUGCGCCAUGUUCCAUUGCGGAAAGUCCAUCUAUUUACCCUAAUACAAAUAAUUUGUUUGAUCAUUUUAUGGAUAUUGAAAUCAACAGUGGCUGCAAUUAUCUUCCCUUUGAUGCUCUUGGCCCUUGUUGGUAUACGGAAGGCAAUGGAGUGUGUUUUUUCUCUUCAUGAUCUAAGAUGGCUGGAUGAUAUUUUACAGAAAGCGGUCAGUGAGGAAGAGCCAAAGAUGGAAGAAAUAGAUUCCAGUGACAGUGAAGAUUCUGAACUAAAGUAUCAAGAAAAAGUACCAGAAAUCAACAUUUCAGUUAAUUAGAGCCAGCAAAUGAGCUUUCAUUUGGGAAAGCAAAUGUGUGAUCAAGAAAACUAUGCUAUAACCUAACUGAGACAACCACCAAGACUACUUGGCUGAUACAAUGUUUGAAAAGUAUUGAUGUUUUUCUUCCAUACAUUUUUAUGUUUUAAAAUAAAGUAACAAUUAAUGAUAGAAAACGUUAAAUGUAUUAUCUUAGAUGUAUUUUUAUAUCCAUGUAAC